CCUGCAAGAGCAAAGACUCAAGAGCUCAACGGAAUCAACAAGUCAACCCAUCCCAACGUGAGCACCCUGACCCGACCCGGCCAUGCCCUCUCUCUCUCUGCUGCACUAUCUUGCCUUGUUUCUGCUCCCCCUUCUCUCGCUCGGACUCUACAGCGGAGACAUGGAUAUCUAUGAAACAUCUGGAUCCGAGCUGCAGAAUGAAGCUCACGCUCCAGACCAGAAGUGGGUUGACGUCGCCAAACAGCUGCGGAAUGAAGUUAAAAACGCUCGCGAUGAGCAGUUUCAUAGGGCCAUCGGAGGAACACAGAACACGACUAUUUACGCCUAUAAGGGGAUUAAGAUGCCGAUCCUCAACAAUUCAGACGGAUGUUUGCGCUCUGAUUUCAAUGCACAAAAAUGUCUGCGCCUUAUCUACACCGGUUUGCGGGUGUACCAGGUUAACAUGCCUCACCUAGAGCAGGAGAGCCAGUUUAUAACCAACGUAGUGAAUAUUAAAGCGGGGACCUACAGAUUGCUACAUUUAAUUAAAGAAACAGUAAAAGUAAACGAUGAGAAAGUUCCUCAAGUCGAUUUGAGCGAAUUUACAGAUACAGCAUGGAAUCAGAAUAUAAUCGCACACUCCAUUCUGCACAGCUUCACAGACUUCAUGACCGAAGCCAGCAGAGCGAUUAAUUACAUGAAGAAUAAGAAAUUAAUGAGACACCUUAAAGAGGACAAGAAGGAGGACAAGUGGAUCUCAAAACACCAGCAAUGAACUGUCUGAUGUUGCUGUUCUUUUAUUUAUCUGGCCACAUAUUUAUUUAUUUAUCUAUUUAUUGCAGUAAUAUGUUUAAAAUAGUUUUAUAUUUAAAAUUUGGAAGUUGGAAAGAUAAGGGCAUUGAAGCUUAGUGUGAAAACUCAGCUCGUACGUGUUACAUUAACACAUGUGACUGUUUUUAAGAGAUAAAUAAAGCUGGAUCACGUGCAA
This is a messenger RNA of Tachysurus vachellii, 967 nucleotides long. It is a transcript of the gene il6, whose product is annotated as interleukin 6 (interferon, beta 2). Lineage: Eukaryota; Metazoa; Chordata; Actinopteri; Siluriformes; Bagridae. The coding region runs from base 83 to 754 and encodes 223 amino acids. The record is from RefSeq and is a predicted model, not a curated record. Gene Ontology annotation, cellular component: extracellular region. The transcript is spliced from 5 exons. Gene Ontology annotation, molecular function: cytokine activity; interleukin-6 receptor binding. Gene Ontology annotation, biological process: myeloid cell development; T-helper 17 cell lineage commitment; macrophage differentiation.